Molecule: messenger RNA, 1410 nt
Organism: Malassezia pachydermatis
Lineage: Eukaryota; Fungi; Basidiomycota; Malasseziomycetes; Malasseziales; Malasseziaceae
Product: putative secretory lipase (family lip)
Exons: 1
Coding region: 1-1410 (469 amino acids)
Biological process (GO): lipid catabolic process
Molecular function (GO): triacylglycerol lipase activity
Source: RefSeq, a predicted model, not a curated record
AUGAAAACUUUGCUCUAUACGACGCUCUCUCUUUUAUUCUUCUGCUCAAUCCAAGCGCUUGCCCUGGAAGUGCGUGCUUCUCUACCCUACCCUGCUGAUGAUCCAUUUUACAGCCCCCCGGAUGGCUGGAAGGACAAACCUCUGGGCACUAUUCUCCGCAAGCGCAAAGUGGAAAUUAACUCCUUUUUUGGCCUGAAUCUUCAAGAAGCUUGGCAACUGCUUUAUCGUACUAGCUAUGUCACAAAGGAUCAGCCUACGACUUCCGUUACCACGAUCAUGGUCCCAUACAACGCCAAACGGAAUAGACUUUUGGUGAGUGGUGAGUUCGAGGAUGCGAACGGCCCACAAUGUGCACCGAGCUAUACCUAUCGCGCAGGUGUUCAAAGUGAUCCAUCUGCUACAGUUAAUAUGGCGGCCACAAUUCCUUACCUAAAAGAAGGAUAUAUUGUCACUGUUCCUGACAAAGAAAGUCGUAAGGGCGCUUUUGCCUCUGGUCAUGUGGAAGGCCAUCAAACGCUGGACGCUACUCGAGCCACUUUAGCAUUUGAUCACUUGAAUCUCACCAAGGAUAUUCGUAUUGCAGGUCAAGGUUAUUCUGGUGGUGCCAUUCAAACUGGCUGGGCUGCCUCUCUCAAGCCGACAUAUGCCCCAGAGCUUCCCUUUGUGGGAUGGUAUGCUGGUGGUCCCCCCACAAACCUCACCAGUUUGAUUCUGUCUAUCAACAAAGGCAUAUUCUCCGCUUUCCUCCUUGGUGGUGUAGCUGGCCUAUCUGAUACAUAUCCUGAAAUGAACGACUACAUUGAAGAAGUCGCAACUCAGGAAAUGAAGGAUGCAUUGGACUAUAUCCGCACACAUUGCCUGGUUGACGACUUGCUGAAAUACCCCUUCCAGGAUAUUUUCGACUACAAAUGGACCACGAAAGGUCCACAUGUUUUAGACGAUCCUCGAAUUCAGAAAGUACUCGCAGACUUGACAAUGGGUGUGAAAGAAGAGCAAACACCUGAUGCCCCUGUCUUGAUCGUGUCGGGCAAAGUCGACGAAAUCUCGCCUAAUGAAUCUGCCGAAAAGACUGCUCGUUCCUGGUGUAACUAUGGUGGUUCUGUCGAGUUUGUCGACUAUGAUACUGAUCUAUCUGCGCACUUUAUCACACAAGUCACAGCUACUACAAGGGCGUUUAAAUGGGUCCGUGAUCGUCUCGAGGGCAAACCGCUUCCAAAGCGCUGUAUUUUCACAAAGAGCUAUGAUGUUAUACUGGAUGUGGAAGAAUUGGGCGAUCAGUAUGUCGAUAUCCUGAAGAUGAUUGAUGGCUUUGCUGGUGACAAGAUUGGUCCUGGUGACAAGAUCCUCAUUUCGAAGCUUAAGAAGGGUCAACAGCGUGAUCAUAAGCGUCGUUAUUAUAAGGCAUUGUAA